This is a messenger RNA of Lagopus muta (rock ptarmigan), 8727 nucleotides long. RefSeq names its product VPS18 core subunit of CORVET and HOPS complexes (gene VPS18). The record is from RefSeq and is a predicted model, not a curated record. Lineage: Eukaryota; Metazoa; Chordata; Aves; Galliformes; Phasianidae. Gene Ontology annotation, molecular function: protein-macromolecule adaptor activity. Gene Ontology annotation, biological process: endosome to lysosome transport; endosome organization; organelle fusion. The transcript is spliced from 5 exons. Bases 559 to 3279 code for a protein of 906 amino acids. Gene Ontology annotation, cellular component: endosome; HOPS complex.
CAAAACUCGAUCUCUGAGGCAUUAUUCAGUGACGCAGCAUGUGGAACCAAUGUGCUUGUGAUAAACUCGCAGAGCAAAUCCAGCUCAACUCAGGGACAGCCCCACCACACGCUUUGCUGCAGUCACUGCUCAGCUAGAAGGAAAAACCGCGCUAGAGAAAAGUCACGAGGUGUCUGUAGAGCAGCGCGUAUACACAGCCAUUAGAUGCAUUUGCAGCUGAAGUAAAAUAGGUUGGUACAUUCAUGAUUUACGAAGUGCGCAGCCUGCAAACAGCUCCCAGCAUCGGGCACAAACUCAUUAGCGGUAACGGCCCCGCGGCCGCCAUGUUACGGCAGCAUUAGCCCGCCCCUCACGGCAGCCUCCACCUCGCGCCCCGGGAGGGGCGGGGCCCACGGCCGCGGAGCAGGCGCGGUGCGCCACCUUACGGUCACGUGACGCGGGUCAGGAUUUGUGAAUGCACGACUGGAAAAGGAAACACCAAUAUUUAACAAGCAAAGGAUUGAUUUUGCUCCUCCAGAGAAAAUUAACAGCUUGGUGGUCUCCUCUAACCAGCUCUGUAUGAGCCUUGGCAAAGACACCCUUCUCAGGAUUGAUCUUGGGAAGCCAGAUGAACCUAAUCAAGUGGAGUUGGGACGCAAAGAUGAAGCCAAAGUCUACAAGAUGUUUUUGGACCACACAGGCUCUCAUCUCCUGAUUGCUUUGAACACUAGUGAAUGCCUUUACCUGAACAGAAGUGUUCAGAAAGUACGAGCACUCUCCCGCUGGAAAGGCCACUUGAUUGAAAGCGUGGGCUGGAACAAAUUUCUUGGUACAGAGACCAACACUGGACCUAUCCUGGUGGGAACAGCCCAGGGGCAAAUUUAUGAAGCUGAAAUAUCUGUCAGCGAGGGAAGCCUCUUCGGCACUAAUCCUGACCAGUACUUCCGACUGGUCUACACUCUGGAGGAGGAAUCGGGAUCUGCACCUGUCUGCUGCUUGGAGAUUGAACGAGGGAUAGAAGGGAAAUUUUUUAUUAUAGCAACCACUCGAAAGAGACUUUUCCAGUUUGUUGGCAAAGUGCCUGAAGGUACAGAGCAGCAAGGCUUUGGCUCCAUAUUUGCUAUGCACGCUGACCACUUGCCCAGCUUCAGAGAGUUUCCAGCCAGCUUUGGAUUCAGUGAGAUAGCCUUUUAUACUCCAAAACUGCGCUCCAGCCCACGCUCCUUUGCCUGGAUGAUGGGAAAUGGUGUUUUAUAUGGUACAUUGGAUUAUAGCCGUCCCGAUUCGAUUUUGAGUGAUGAACGGGUCUGGGUUUAUCCUUCUGAUAUUGAUGUAACUGUGAACAAGCCAAUAUCCAUUGUGCUCACCCAGUUCCACUUUCUGUUGCUGCUGCCUGAUCGGGUGAUGGCUGUAUGCACGCUGAAUGAGCAAGUGGUUUUUCAAGAUCUGUUCUUGGAGAAGUUUGGCACGUUGACACGCAUGAUCAAAGAUCCUAUGGUCCAGCAGAUCUGGAUCCACACUGAGAAAGUUGUGUUCCGCUAUCAUGUCCAGCGGGAAUCUAGAGAUGUGUGGAAAAUGUAUAUGAAUAUGAACAAAUUUGAUUUAGCCAAAGAAUAUUGUAAAGACCGUCCAGAGUGCCUAGAUAUUGUGCUGGCAAAAGAAGCAGAACACUGCUUCCAAAACAAGAGGUAUCUAGACAGUGCCAAGUGUUAUGCACUGACUCAGAACUAUUUUGAGGAAAUUGCCCUUAAGUUCAUUGAAGCCAAGCAAGAAGAGGCCCUGAUGGAGUUUCUGAUUAAGAAGUUAAAUAACCUAAAGCAUUCUGAGAAGACACAGACCACUCUGCUGACCACGUGGCUAACAGAGCUGUAUCUGAACUGGCUAGGUAUACUGGAAGGAGAUCCCUCACAGCGGAAUCUCUAUUUGGAUACACGGGAGAAGUUUCGCACCUUCCUGAGCAGCCCGAAGAACAAAGACUGUUUAUUUAAUAACCGGGCAUCUAUUUAUGAGCUUUUGGCAAGCCAUGGGGACACAGAGCACAUGGUCUAUUUUGCAGUCAUCAUGCAGGACUAUGAGCGAGUAGUAGCUCACCACUGCCAGCACGAUGAGUACGAUGAAGCUCUAAAUGUGCUGUCCAGGCACAGAGAUGAGAAGCUGUUCUACAAGUUCUCUCCGGUCCUCAUCCAGCAUAUUCCCAAGAAAGUGGUUGAUGCUUGGAUUUCUAUGGGCUCUAGACUGGAUGCCAGGAACCUUAUUCCAGCUCUUGUUAACUAUAGCCAGAGUGCCAGUACUCAGCAGAUCAAUGAAGCCAUUAGAUACAUGGAGUUCUGUGUAUAUCAGUUGGAGGAAACCCAGCAAGCUAUUCACAACUACCUGCUGUCUCUCUAUGCUUUGUGUCGGCCAGAUUCAUUGCUGUCAUACCUGGAACAAGCAGGAACCAACCCAAACAGAAUCCACUAUGACCUGAAGUAUGCACUGCGCCUAUGUGCAGAGCAUGGGCACCAUCAUGCAUGUGUCCAUAUUUAUAAAGUGAUGGAAUUAUAUGAGGAAGCUGUGGAUCUUGCGUUACAGGUGGAUGUUGAUCUUGCCAAGUCCUGUGCAGAUCUCCCUGAAGAUGAUGAGGAACUCCGGAAGAAGCUCUGGUUGAAGAUUGCUCGCCAUGUUGUUCAGGAAGAGAAGGAUGUCAAGAAGGCAAUGGCCUGCCUCUCCAGCUGUGCCCUGCUGAAGAUUGAAGAUGUCCUGCCAUUUUUUCCAGACUUUGUCACUAUUGACCAUUUCAAGGAGGCUAUCUGUAACUCCCUGGAGGACUACAACAAGCACAUUGAGGAGCUGAAGAGGGAGAUGGAGGAAGCCACGCAGAGUGCCAAGAGAAUCCGAGAGGACAUCCAGGAAAUGAGAAAUAAGUAUGGCUCUGUUGAGCCUCAGGAAAAAUGUGCUGCUUGUGACUUUCCUCUUCUAAACCGCCCAUUUUACCUUUUCCUUUGUGGCCACAUGUUUCAUUAUGACUGUCUUCUUCAAGCAGUUUUUCCAAACCUUCCUGCCUAUAAGCAGGCAAAACUGGAAGAUCUUCAGAAGAAGCUGGCAGCUACCAGUCAGCCUUCCAAGGGCCACCAUCGUCCCAAGGAUGCAGAUACUGCUAGUCUGGGGAAGGGGCAGCAGAGCCGGGAACAGAUCAAAGCUGACAUUGAUGAUAUUGUGGCAGCUGAAUGUGUGUACUGUGGUGAGCUGAUGAUCCGCUCCAUUGACAAACCUUUUAUUGAUCCUCAGAAGUACGAAGAGGAGAUGCAGAGCUGGCUGUAGUUCUCCAAAUCUGUAACUGUCAUUAUACCAGAGAGGUUUUGUUCACAACUUGUAAAGCUUCUGUGGUGGAAGUAAAAUCUCCAGAAAUGGGAACAGAGUGGCUUCUGUGGAACUCUUAAGGAAAGAGAAAUGGGGUCUUGUCAUCAGGAUUAUAGUAAACUAAUCUUGAAAAAAGUGGAGAUACAGCUAUUGCUGUCUUAAGAACUCAAAAAGCAAUUAGAGCUAAUCUACUGGAUUUUUGUUUUAGCACAUGUUUGCUGUUUGCAAUUUUGAGGUUCUCAGUGUGAAACUAAUGGUGUGCCUUGUUGCCCAGAAGGAACUGGGGACAGCCUGUGGUUUCUCUUCACUGUUGUGUUGUAUCUGUUUUGGCAAACACGCACUUCAAUUGAAGGCAGUGAGGAACACUAAACAGUGUAGUCUUCAUUCAUCACUUCCAAUGCUAGAAUUGCCUUUGGUUUUCUUUUUUUGCUGAGUCUAUAGCCACUUAUGCUGAGAGAACAUGAAAGGAGAAGUGCUCUUGCACAUAUAUUUUGUAAACGUUGUGCUACACAAAUACAUGUUUCUACACAACGUAGUAUAAGAGUGUGUAUAAUUUUCAAGCAGAUGUCUCAGCGUACAGUUUAGUCAUUUGACUGCAGUUCUCGUUCCCACAAGCUUUGUGAUCAAGCCCAUGCAUUUUAAUUUUCUCUGGGGGCUUUACUGCUUUUUCUAAUAAUGGUUCUUAGUUUGUUUACACCUUCAUCCCACUUCCACUUUGACUUCCUUUGUAUAGUGGAUCUUGUUUUCGUCUCCACCCCAAACCAGUGUUCCAGACAAGUAAGAACACUGCCCAGUUGUAUUGCUGUGCUCUGGUCCUCUUCAGGCAGCCCUUGAGCACUGGAAUAGAGAUGUAGUCAUAGAUUACCUCAAGGACAGACUACAGAAAACUCUUAACUGGUAAAAGAAAAUUUGCUCUCCUUGCUGGGUAGCCAGCAAUCUUCUGCCUUCUUGGCAGCAUUUGAUACUUUCUGGGAAUGGCUGCAAGUCGGUGUUUCUGUCUAUUGCUUUAAUUUGGAAAAUUCUUCCCAGAAUUGUCCACUGCACUGUGGGCAAGGGGACAAAAAGAAAAUUCUCCAGCAGUUAGUCUGGGUUCCUUGUUUCACUACUGGAGAAACUGAAGUUUUAAUGAAGUUCUGCUGGUUGUGGCUGAAUUGCAAAAUUAGCAGAAUUGAUCUAAGUUAAAAGUGAUGAUUCUUUUAAGUCAAGCAAUAAUAUUGUCCUCUGAAAACCUCUUCUGUUCUUUCACAAGCCUGUGCUUGGCUUGAGCACUUGCCUCAAGUCCUAUUCAUAGGAUCAUAGAACUAGGUCUUUUGCUUCAUUACAAGGGAAUAUAGAUUGGUUUUCUUGAGGAGUUGACUUAAGAAUUUUGAUAACCAUUCAUAGCUUCAGAAGACCAUUCAUGCAUUUGUUGUUGGGAGCUUCAGCCUGUAAUGAGUGUGUUUUGACUGUGCAAAGUAAGUAAUGAAAAGCAGAGCCGAAGUGGGGAGACCUGAGGUGGCUACUUUUCUGCCUUUUCAGAGAAACAUCAGUUGCAGCUUAUUCUGGUGGAGAGAGUAAUUUAGAGUUACCUAUUUUCUUUAGGACAUUCUUUAUGUUUGUUCUGUCUCUUUACUUUUUGGUGUUACAGCAUGCUUGCCUGGUAUAUUAAAAGUGUUAUCCUUACAUUCCUUCCCUAUUAGUGCAGCAGGUUUGUUACAAUGUUAGGUAAAUGUUUCUGUUUUUCUCUAACGAGGAAAAAUAUUUUUUGCUUACAGACCAUUCCAAGGGAAUCUGGUCUGUAGGAUUAAAAGUCACAAGUCUCUGCCUAAGAUGGGUUUGUAGGGGAAAGUACCUCAAAAACCCACUCGUUUCAGUCUUAGGUAUUCAUACAUCUCAGUUAACAAAACUAAAACUACAUUAUUUUUUUUAAUGGCCAGUAUGCUGUAUUCUCUGAGGGCUCUAGGCUUCUUCAGUAGGUACGCAUACCACAAAUGUAAUGCUUCCUCACCACUGUUAAUUGAAAAUCUUCUAAGUUAUUUUCUAUUGAGGCUGUGGAAAUUGUUACUGCCUGAAAAGACUCCAGCAGUGGUUAAAUGACCAGUGUCAGUAGUGUAGGAACCUAUAUAAAGAUACCUUCUGAGCUUUCCUUAAACUGUCGCAUACUUCCAAAGUUUUGGUAAGUUCACACUUAUGUUUCGUGGCAACUUUGCAGUACAUCUCCCUGAAAAUGAGGUGUUUUUUGGGGAGGGCAGAUGGAAGCAAACUGUUUACUGUUCUCCAAUAAACCCAGUCUGCAAGAUCUCUUCCUCUGUGCUUUCAGAACAGCGUUUUGAUCUUUUCUCCUUGUAGUUUCAGCACAGUUGUGGUUUUUGAAGUCCUUUGUAUUUAUUUAUUUUUGUUCAACUGUGAAUGAACCAUAUACCGGCUGUUACAAACAACAUGUUUUUGAGUCUUUUUCUUGUCUGUGUAAGUAAUCUCUGUCAUUUAAUUUAAUCCAGGUAGAGAAGAGAGUAACCAAAAGGGUGGAUGGGAGCCCAAGCCCUGUUUAAUAUGAGUAAACUUCUGUAGAUAGAUUUGUGCUGAAGAAAUUUAGGCCUUACCUGCACAGCUAAAGUAAACAUGCCCGUUAUCUCGCCUCAACAUCAAGCAAGUAACUGAAGAAAUGCUGCAAUCAUAGGAGACAGCAGUGAAUGUGUAUUAUGGGAAAACUUGUGAAGAAUUUCAGAUACGCUUGCUGUUGACCUAUCAAGUCAGGAGCACAUCAAUAAAAUUCGGAGCUGUGUGGGUUGUCUUAUUACUAAAAGUAAGUGACUGGGCUGGAAAUAUAAUAAGGCAGGUUCUUAGCAAGCCACUAGAUGUCAUUGCUGUCCAUUUAAAUGCUUAGACUUGCUGCAGACAAGCUAAAGCUUGAAAAGUAUGUUACACAACAGAGAGGAAACUAUUCAGAUUCUCAGUGCCUUCUAUGUCAGAAAGGAGCCAGACCUGUAAGGUAGUUUCUGGAGGCAAAGAUGCUAUAAAGAAUUAUCUCUAGCUAAAAGGAAACUUUAUUUCACAGUUCACUUUCAGGUAUCAAAAGCUUUUCUUCUCAGUUAAGUGGUAUUUUUUUUUUUUACACUCUUGUUUAAUUGCAUUCCAAUGUAAGUUCCUCCGGAGACUAGCAGCUCACUUUGUCUCUUGAAGUGGCAUUUGGUGGCCUAGGAUCUGGCCGUUACCUCUGCUACUUGUCCUAGUGGCAGAGAUAGUAGAAGUAAAUGUGAGGCAGCUCUUUCAUUGCUAGAUUUUACACAUGGUCUUUAUUAAAAGCACCAUUACAGCUGGGUGUGUUAGUGUUUGGGUGAGGCACUGAGCAGUGUGACCAGAGAUGUUAGUGUUUGUUUCUCAGUGUGUCUCUGAGUUACAGGGUCAUCAUCUCAAUAUAGGAGUAGGAACAUCCUGUAUGCCAUCAAAAUUAGAUGUCAUUUUAUUCAGAAAUCAUCUAUUAACAUUUACUUCUUUGAAAGGCAAGUUCAAAUUAAGUAUAAUGACUUGCCUCUGUCAGUGUAUAGACUAUGUUUACAAAUGCAAAUACUUCUAGUGAGAGUUCGUGGGAAAUCUCUCCAUUAGGUCCUUGUACCACUUAAUUCAACAAUCCUGUACUGAUCUGUGGAAAGAUAGACUGCAAGUGGGCUUCUUCCUUGCCUUGAGUGUGAUGAGUUGAAAUUUGAGGUUUGAAAUAUCCAGGACUUAUGGACUUAGGGGUUUUGUUUUUUCAGUUGGACUCAAUCUUCUUCUUCAGAAUAGAUGGAGAGCCAUGCAAUUCACUAUGGUAAGUCUGGUGUUUGUGACAGAACCUUAAGGCAUCCUCAAAGCAGGGAGAUGCUGGCUAGAAUCUUCUGUUCCACCUCUUGUACACCAAGGUGGGAGGAAUGUCCUGGAAGUUAGAGGGAAUAGAGAUACGGUUUGGUUAAGCUUUAUGUAUUUGCCUGACUUCAGAGAAGACUUCUAAUUGGAACUGUGGGAAUUAAUGGAUCUGUAAUUUUCAUUCUGAGGUCUUGAAGAAAAAGCUUGUCUUCUGUUCAAAAGAAACAUCAACAUUUUAGUAAAUUUGUAGAGCUUGAGACUUAAAAAGCAUUCCUGUAAUAUUUUCUUUUUAUUUGCUGUGAGUUUAGGACUCUGUUCAUGCCCCAUGUAGACUUCAUACCCUCAGAGCCUUCUAGGAGUUAAGGUUUGUGCCCUUAUUGUGAUUUUGGAGACUCAUAAUGUUCCUCCCUCAAGCAAACUGACCUGCAGCUGCUUUCAGGUGGAAAAAGAGAGAGAAGAGAUUAAACAAAUUUUAGAUCUAUCAGUUGAAACUGGUUGGGAUGGAGAGAAAGAAGCACUGAACUGAGCGUUUUUUGUGAUGCCUGGAGGUGCUCGAGAAAGGUUGUUCUGAUAACAUUCCUUGCUUAGGAGCAAGGAAGAUACAGGAGCACUCUAAGAUUGUACGUUUAGCUGACUAGAAAUCCUAACUAUCAAAUCCUCUUCCUCUUAAAGAGGAUUUGCUACAGCCUUUUGUUUGUUAAACUGUUUGUUUGCUUCAUUUAUAAUAGAAUAGUACUGGUGGAGGCAUCUGCAGUGAAAAUGCCCAGGAGGAUGUGAGCAGUCACAGCCUACUCCUUAUUUUGUGUGUUAUAUAUUGUUCUUUGUAGGUAGCAGCUAAUAUGAAAAAGAUUGACGAAUGGUUUGGUAUCCAAAAGCAGGUAUUCUCCACUCUGUGCAGUUGAAGUCCAAGUGCCAGUCACUUGACAUGGGAUGUGCUUUUUGGAUCACAGCAUGAGCUUGAUGGCUGUUGGACUUUGCUUAAGCAGGUAUCUCUGUUUUCCGAUUAGUUACUCAGCAGUCUUUUUUUCAUUUCUGCAUGUACAUACUAAAUAGAUUUUCUAAUAAAUGUUUACUACAGAUCUGGGGUCAAAAAGCUUUUCUUAUCUGUAGUUUUUUGUUUUUGUUGUUGCUUUUGUUUCUUCUAUGGCACACAAGGCGCACAAUGUGGUUUUCUUAGAGAGUAGAUCUAACAUUUUUCGAUCUCUAAUGUUUCACCUUUUUCCCUUUUCUCACAGAGGUGUGUUUUCAUUGGGCCAGGACUUCUGGGUUAAUUAGGAACGUUAUGAAGAGGAAUGUGAUGGUUGCUGUAUUCGUUUUUUAGGACUUCUCCUUAUAGACCAGGUUGUGAAAGUUAUUAGAAGCUGCUGUUUUUUGAUGGCUGCUGUUUUUCAUUCAGAUGAACAAUUCUGGUAAGAGCCAACAAAAGCCUAUGAAGAUGCAGGUAGUCAGAUUUUUUUUAUGUUUGGCUAAUUAACAUGGUCCUUGCAAAAUAUUCUUCUAGUUUUCCUCAUACUGCAGAGUUAUCAUUUAGCUCUGCAUCAAUAUGUAUAACUGGUCUGUUGGUAAAAUAAAAUAAUCCUCCCAAGCAUA